This is a messenger RNA of Peromyscus californicus insignis, 1645 nucleotides long. RefSeq names its product olfactory receptor 2AG1-like. Gene Ontology annotation, biological process: G protein-coupled receptor signaling pathway. The record is from RefSeq and is a predicted model, not a curated record. Gene Ontology annotation, cellular component: membrane. The transcript has a single exon. The coding region runs from base 209 to 1159 and encodes 316 amino acids. NCBI's taxonomy places the organism in Eukaryota, Metazoa, Chordata, Mammalia, Rodentia, Cricetidae. Gene Ontology annotation, molecular function: olfactory receptor activity; G protein-coupled receptor activity.
GUACACUUAGGUAAAUCUUUCUUUAAGAUACAAUUGCCAACUAGAAAUUUGGAAACCAAGAAGCAAAGCUACUUAUAGUGGGAAAAAUGUCACCUUACUGGAGUCAUGUUGGGCAUCCUAAGUGAACUCUGAUGUUACAAAACCAAGGUCCGUAUUAGCAAAACUGAAUUGAACCAUCUUAUUUUGGCAGCUAAAGAAAUGACUCAAAAUGGAGCCUUUGAACUCCACCUUGGGAAGUGCCUUCAUAUUGGUGGGGAUUCUAGAUGACAGUGGCUCUCCUGAAUUGCUCUGUGCCAUGAUCACAGUCCUGUACACAUUGGCUCUGACUAGCAAUGGACUGCUGCUCCUGGUCAUCACUGUGGAUGGACAACUCCAUGUGCCCAUGUACUUUUUGCUUGGGCAGCUCUCUCUCAUAGACUUCUUUCUCACAUCAAUUAUCAUUCCCAAGGCUGUCAUGGAUUUUCUGCUCAAAGACAACACUAUCUCUUUAGGGGGUUGUGCCCUUCAGAUGUUCCUGGCAUUGACACUGGGUGGUGCAGAGGACCUCCUUCUGGCCUUCAUGGCCUAUGACAGGUAUAUUGCCAUUUGUCAUCCUCUGAACUAUAUGAUCUUCAUGAGGCCAAGCAUCUGCUGGCUUGGAGUAGCUACAUCAUGGAUCCUAGGAUUCCUGAGUGCUCUAGGAUAUACCAUCCACACCAUGCAGUAUCCCUUUUGCAAAUCCCGGAAGAUCAGACACCUAUUUUGUGAGAUCCCUCCAUUGCUGAAGCUGGCCUGUGCAGACACAUCCACAUAUGAGCUCAUGGUUUAUGUGAUGGGUGUGGCAUUCCUAAUUCCACCUCUUGCUCUCAUCCUGACUUCCUACACAUUAAUUCUUUUCACAGUGCUCAACAAGCCCUCAAAUGAAGGAAGGAAGAAAGCCCUUAUCACCUGUUCUUCUCAUUUAACUGUGGUUGGGCUGUACUAUGGGGCUCUCACGGUCAUGUAUGUCCUACCCAGUUCCUACCUUAGUCCUGAACAAGAAAACAUCCUCUCUGUUUUCUACAGUGUUGUCACCCCAGCUUUGAACCCCCUAAUCUACAGCCUGAGGAAUAAAGAGGUCAUUGGGGCCUUGAGGAGAGUCCUGGGAAAGUGGUUGCUGCCCACACAGUCUACUUUUUAGGAGCUUCUCAUAGAUAUCUUCUAGACUUAUUUCUUCCUCAGCAUCAGCAGACUCCUGCUAUAUAUGAAAUUCUUCCAGUGAAACCAAGGCAGUAAAAAAUAUUUCUUUUGCUAGAGAAGCAGGGACUAUAAAUGUCCUUGGUAAAAGUUCUUUGAGUCUUCAUGUGGCUUUUUACAAGAAGAGGUUCACACUGUUGAAAAUUAUGCUUUAUCUUUAAAAGUUAGGCCAGGACCCUUUGUGGCAGCGGCAGCCGCUCCGUCAUUGUCGGGUUGAGCACCAACUACGGGAAGCUCCGGGGUGCAUGUGGCACUGCCCAGUGAACUGGGCACCGUGGAGCGGUUCCUGGGCGUGCCCUACGAGGCCCCGUCCACUGGGGGACCUGCAGUUCCAGCCGCCGGAGCUGCCCUCAUCCUGGCCCAGCUUGUGCAAAGCAGCCUCGGGGUUCACGCCUGUGUGCACGCAGCAACUGGAAGAGCACGCGCGCUG